GAGGUGGGCGUGAUCGCUAAAUAGCCCCAGCAAGCUAAUGCUAGAAGAAAAUCGAUCCUGGGUAUUUUAUUAAAACGAAACCAUAUCGAGUGAAGUAAACGGGGAGACGAAUACAAUUUGCUGCAGGAGAUUUACCUGCAAAUUAAAAGGCUCCCUAAUGGCAACUGAGACGCCCAUGGACACGGUACUGGCCCCUGCCCCUGCCCCCACCCCUGACCCCGCCCCCACCCCUGCCCCUGCCCCUGCCUCUGCCCCUGCCCCAGCCUCACCUCCAGACCCCACACCACUGUUACCUCCACCUCUAAGCUCAAGUUCAUCCCAAGACCAGGUUCCAACCCAGGAGCCAGCGAUUGCAGAAACCCCUGAUGCAGUGGUGACCUCAGAACAUGAUGCUGCUCCAAAUCUUACCCCAAUUCAACCUAUACCCCCGGCUGUUGCCAUAGACCCCGUUACAGGCGCUGAAGUGCCACUGGCCCCUUUGCCACCACCAGUCCCACCUGCCAGUGCCAAAAACCCCAGCUGCAAGAUUAUGACUUUCCAUCCCACCUUGGAGGAGUUCAAAGACUUCGCGAAGUACAUUGUCUACAUGGAGAGUCAAGGCGCUCACCGUGCAGGACUGGCGAAGGUGAUUCCGCCUGAGGGCUGGAAGCCACGUAGGUCCUAUGACACUAUUGAGGACAUGGUGAUUCCAGCUCCCAUCAUGCAAGUAGUGACAGGCCAGUCAGGUCUUUUCACACAGUACAAUAUCCAGAAGAAAUCUAUGACUGUGAGCGAAUACCGCAAGCUGGCUAACAGCAAGAAAUACUGCACACCCCGUCACAAAGACUUUGAUGACCUGGAGAGGAAGUACUGGAAAAACCUGACAUUUGUGUCACCAAUUUACGGCGCAGAUGUCAGUGGCUCUAUUUAUGAUGAGAAUAUUCAAGAGUGGAACAUUGGUCAUCUCAAUACUCUACUCGAUAUGGUAGAGCAAGAAUGUGGCAUUGUCAUUGAAGGUGUCAACACUCCAUACCUGUAUUUUGGGAUGUGGAAGACCACAUUUGCAUGGCACACUGAGGACAUGGAUCUGUACAGCAUCAACUACCUGCACUUCGGACAGCCCAAGUCCUGGUAUGCAGUCCCACCUGAACAUGGCAAGAGACUGGAGAGACUGGCACAAGGCUUUUUCCCUGGCAGCUCCCAAGGCUGUGAUGCUUUUCUCCGCCACAAGAUGACGCUGAUAUCUCCAUCCAUCUUGAAGAAAUAUGGCAUUCCUUUUGACAGGAUAACACAGAAUGAAGGCGAGUUCAUGAUCACCUUUCCCUAUGGCUACCACGCCGGCUUCAACCAUGGCUUCAACUGUGCCGAGUCCACAAACUUUGCCACCCUGCGUUGGGUGGAUUAUGGCAAGAUGGCGACCCAGUGUUCCUGUCGUAAAGACAUGGUAAAGAUCUCCAUGGAUGUGUUUGUGCGCUGCCUGCAGCCCGAACGGUAUGAAUUGUGGAAACAGGGCAAAGACAUCACGGUACUGGACCAUCUGAAAUCCACCGAGCUCAGCAGCCCUGAACUGGAGGGAUGGAGGCAGCAUCGUGUCACUUACAGGGCCAACCUGUUGCGGAGGGCCAUGCAGAAGAUGAAGCAGUUCCGUCGCCUGAAGCUGGAGGAAGUUAAGGUGUUGGCAGAGGAGGGCAUUGAGCUUGAUGCUGUCAAGUACCAGCGACAGGUAGAGGAGCGCGAGGCUCAGCGGAGGCAGGAGAGGGAAGAGCGUUUAGCCAGAGAAGCCAUGAUGACCCUGGAGGCCAUGGAGCUUGAGGAGCAGGAAGCUGCAGAGGCUGCCGCUAAAGCAGCAGAGACUGCAGGUUUGGAGGCACCAGCACCAGAGGUCAAAUCAGAAGUCCCGGCAGAAGAGGCAGAGAAAAGAAAGCCCAAAAAGCAGAAAAAGAUGACCCCAUUUAUCCCCAAUGCUAUUACUGGGUUUGAAGCGGCAUUUGAGCAGUUUGCUACAUCUGGCAUGAAGGGUGCAUUGGUGGGCAACCCUUUAACACCAAAGCAGGGUGAUGUCCCAGGAGAUAACAAGUUAGAUGUGAAUGCCACCCAGGGAUGCUAUUCCAAGAUGAAGAUGCCGACAGAGGUGAAAAAGAGUCGUCGCCACCCUCUGAGUAAACCACCUAUGCGGUCUCCUCUGUCCAUUGUCAAGCAAGAUCCUGCCAGUGAAAAAGGGCUGUCUUCUCAAAUACCACUGGACAAUGAGAUGAAGAAACAGAAGCACCUCUGGCAAGAUGUGUCAACAGCCAACUUCAGGGCAGAGAAGUCCUUCAACAGUGCCGUGGCAGCACUCAAACCACACUGUGCUAUCUGUUCGCUCUUCUGUCCCUAUACGAAGCCACACAAAGAAGCUUUAAUUGCAAGUGAAGCUCCAUGCACCCCUCUUCCCCGUCAUGGCAGUCGAACUCGUCCACUGGUUCCAGAAAUGUGCUUCAGUGUCGGUGCAGGCAACACCGAGCCUACACCCACCAACCCCCACAUCGGAGAGGAUGGAACUAGUCUUCUGCUCUGCUGUUCAUCUUGCCACCUACAAGUUCAUGCGAGUUGUUACGGUGUGAAGCCUGACUCUGUCAGUGAUUCCUGGACCUGCUCCAGGUGUGCAGCAGGCGCCUUUACUGUGGAGUGUUGCCUCUGUAACUUGCGAGGAGGAGCUUUGAAGACUACUGCAGAUAACCGGUGGGUCCAUGUCAUCUGUGCCAUCGCUGUGGCUGAAGCUCGCUUUGUCAAUGCCAUCGAGAGGGAGCCAGUGGAUGUCUCGGCCGUUCCAGAGACUCGCAAGAAUCUGAAAUGUGUGUACUGCUAUGGUAAGAAUGCCAGUGAGAAUCGCGGCGCUUGCAUCCAGUGCUCUGACGAGAACUGCGCCACCUCCUUCCACGUCACCUGCGCCCAAAUUGCUGGAGUCAUCAUGAAGCCGGCCGACUGGCCCUUCGUGGUGUCAGUCACCUGCCACAGGCAUAAACGAGUCACACAAAAGCCUCGGUCUACACCCAAGGGUCCGCAGGUUCUCGUCCUGGGUCAGAAAGUGAUUGGUCGCAACAGUGACGGCUGGUACUACCACUGUACCAUCAUCGGCAUAGCAACGCAGACGUACUAUGAGGUCAACUUUGAUGACGGGUCUUACUGUGACAACCUCCACCCAGAAAACAUACUAAGUCACGACUGCCUGCGUAGCGGUCCUCCUGAGACUGGGGAGCUGAUUGUGGUCAGCACACCCGAAGGCCAGGUCCUAAACGCCUCUUUUGUCAAACACCACAUCCACAAGUUCUAUCAGGUUGAGUUUCAGGACCAGAAUCAGCUGAUGCUAAAACACUCAGAGAUCCAUCAGCUGGAACAGGAACUGCCCAAGAGAGUCCGAGCCAGACUCGCCAUACCUGUGCCCCAGGAGAUCCCGAAGGAGGACGAAGCCCAGGCAGCUAAACGCCGAUGCCUCCCCUCCACCUCAGCCCCACCCUCUGAAACCCCCAUGCAGACCGCAGCCCCCCCGGCCUGCCCCCUAACCACAGCUCCGGUAGCAGCACCAGCAGCACAUCAUCACAGUAUUAACACGCCGUCUCCGACCUCACAGCCUCUGACCCAGCUCGGCACGACCCCACAGGUCGCCCCCGCCCCGGUCAACGGCAUCACCAUGGACACCGAGACCCCAAUGGACACGAGCGUCUCACUCUCCGAUGCGCUAACGGAGCCGGCGCUGGCUUCAGACCCCACGCUGGCUCCGCAGUCAACCCCCUUUCGAUCCACAUUAAACUCGGACCCCCUCCUGUCGGCACCCUCCCCUCCCCCGCCGCCCCAUCACAUGUCCAGCAGCUACACGCCGAGCAGCGGCUACGUUUCCUACAUGGAGACCCUCCUCCAUUCGCAUUUCCCUCAGGACGAAGGCCCUGGGCCCCUGUAUUAAAACCCAACCCGGCUAAGCUAAUAUACCGUAAGCUAACGGAGGUGGAUUUCUCGAGUGCUGUGACAGACGGACACAUACUUUUCCUACACUGAUCGAGAGCUCAGGACAGGAGCAGGAAAAGACACAGACACUCAAGCACUCUUUUAAUGCAUGUGAUUUCCAUUUUUAGUUAAUAUAUUUGCAGUGGUGCUUUAGCCUGCUCUGAUGCAGCCGUUUAAGAGAACAAUGCUUUUUUUUUUUUAAAUUUUGAAUAAAAUGAUUUCUUUUGUUUAUUUGUAGGCUCUCUGUUUUGCUUCUUUUUGUUUGUCAGCUGCUGUGCUUUUCACCUCCAUCUUUAUAGAAGUUUGUCUCUGGGUGGUAUCAACUCCAUACCUCGUUGCAUUUACUGAACAGCACACUCCAAUUUUUCUCUGUAUAGGAAACUAAUUAUAAUGAAAGCCUCUGUGAGUUGAGGCCCUAAUGGACUUUUCUUUCUUUCUUUGGUUCUUUCUUUGGGAAACUCAAAUAACCAGCAACAAAUGAUCUAUUUUUAAAUCCAACCACUCAACUUUGAAACUGUUUGUGGAACUGUCACAGUGUCCAUCUGCAGGACGUUUUCACUAUGGUGUUUUCUUGUCGGGGUGCAAGAUGUUCAUGGGGAAAUGGAGUUUGAAUUGUGUAUUGUAUGGGGAACUCAGUAUUUAAAUGUCUUAGUCAAAUAUUGAAAGAAAUAUUUGUAAUAGAGGAAACAUGUCGAAUGCAAACACUAGUAUAUUGUCUGCAGGAUGCAUUAAUUUUUUGUGAUGUGUCACAGUAGUUAAAGGUGAGACCUUUAUGUAUUGAAGUCACUGGCGGCUCCACACUUUUUCAUAUCCAAAAUUGUCUCAGGGUUCCUACAUUUGGAGAGUGAUUUGACGUUUUACAGCCAAGGCUUCUCACACUUGCACAUUUUUUUUUUUUUUUUUUUUUUUUUUUCCAGAAAAAGAAUUGAAAUCCAGUUUGGCCCAUAAAUAUUAACAUACUAUCAUACUAAAAACAGUAACCUUCACUGUACUUGUGACUGACAUCGGUCACAUUUAUGAAACUAUAACCUUUAAAAGUCCGUUAAAAACAAAGCGUAUCAUCAUAGGAAAAAGGAAAACAUGUAGGAACCCUAAAAUCUGAGAAUAUUUUGUAUCAUACUUGGUUGAAAUUGUAUGUAGAGAUCAAUAUUGUACAUUAUUAAUGUUGUCUGUUUUCUAUUAGUGUAUCCUUUCUAUGUUCUUUUUCUGAACUGAUUUCACAAACUUGGCCUAUCUAAAUUAUUAGUACUAUUAUUUUUUUACAGGCUUUCGCAACUAUUACUUAGUUUGUACUGAAAUAAAUACAUGCUUUUCUCUUUUUUUUCCCUUAAUAUGGCUAUUUUGUGCUACAGAGGUGCUACAGAUCUAAAACUACUGAUGGACUGAAUUUCCCAUGUCACCCUGUAAAUACCGCAGGCCAUGAGUAUUGUGAAUCAGAUUUGUAAAUGUCAUACAUAACACUUUUUCUUUUUCCUUUGUCGCUACAGCUGAAAUGUCGGAACACAUUUACGUUCCUGUAUCUAAAUGAUAUCCAUGGAAAAAAAGUCAAUGUAUUUCAUAGGGAUUAAAGUGGGUUGCUAGUCGCCAAA
Messenger RNA from Sphaeramia orbicularis (orbiculate cardinalfish), 5549 nucleotides. RefSeq names its product lysine (K)-specific demethylase 4B (gene kdm4b). Gene Ontology annotation, biological process: chromatin remodeling; regulation of gene expression. The transcript has 22 exons. Gene Ontology annotation, molecular function: histone H3K9 demethylase activity. Gene Ontology annotation, cellular component: nucleus; chromatin. Bases 158 to 3919 code for a protein of 1253 amino acids. The record is from RefSeq and is a predicted model, not a curated record. Lineage: Eukaryota; Metazoa; Chordata; Actinopteri; Kurtiformes; Apogonidae.